Messenger RNA from Acanthosepion pharaonis, 744 nucleotides. The record is from the annotation of a GenBank genome assembly. NCBI's taxonomy places the organism in Eukaryota, Metazoa, Mollusca, Cephalopoda, Sepiida, Sepiidae.
AUGUUUCUUUUCCCUUCUUUCAUUCAUUCUUUUAUUUUUUCUUUCUUUCUUUUCUUCUUUCUUUCUUUCUUUCUUUCUUCGUUUCACUAUAUUUCUUUUUUUGGCUUCUUCCUUUUCAGUCGUUGUUUCAUUCUUUCUAUCAUUCUUUCUUUCUUCCAACAUUCCGAAAAAAAAUUAUUUUUAACAAUAUAUUCCAUUCCUUCAUACUUUGCCAAAUUAUUUUAUCAAAUAUAUUUAUUCAAAUUUCCGUUCAUUCUUUCUUUCUUUCAUUGUUUCUUUCUUUCUUUCUUUUUUUCUUCUUUUCUUUCUUUCUUUCCUUCUUCAACCAGAUUAUUAGACAGAAUAUUUUUUUCAAUAGUUUCUUUCUUGAUUUCUUUCACCUUUCACCGUCUAUUUUAUUUUUCAUUUUUAUUAUUCCUCCCUAUUCAUUGCCUAUUUACAUUCUCGGUUUCAUACAUGUCUAUCUAUCUAUCUAUCUAUCUAUCUAUCUAUCAGUUUGGGUAUCUUUUCAGAUUUAUCUCUAUCUCUCUCCUUUUAUCUAUCUAUUUAUUUAUCUUUUCAGAUUUAUGUGAUCUAUCUAUCUAUCUAUCUAUCUAUCUAUCUAUCUAUCUAUCUAUCUAUCUAUCUAUCAGAUCUAUAUACCUAUCUAUCAAUUUGUUCGUCUUUUCAAAUCUAUCUAUCUAUCUAUCUAUCUAUCUAUCUAUCUAUCUAUCUAUCGAAAAUUUGGCCAAAAAUUUCGCGUAA